Molecule: messenger RNA, 664 nt
Organism: Capsella rubella
Lineage: Eukaryota; Viridiplantae; Streptophyta; Magnoliopsida; Brassicales; Brassicaceae
Product: V-type proton ATPase subunit G1
Exons: 4
Coding region: 98-430 (110 amino acids)
Biological process (GO): proton transmembrane transport
Cellular component (GO): vacuolar proton-transporting V-type ATPase complex
Molecular function (GO): proton-transporting ATPase activity, rotational mechanism
Source: RefSeq, a predicted model, not a curated record
GGGGGGAGUUAGAUAGAGAGAUAGACAGACGUGUUAAUAGAUUGGCUCUCCGAUUUGAUCUCUCUCCUCCGCGGAACAACAACAAGGAUAAACCAAGAUGGAAUCCAGCAGAGGUCAAGGUGGUAUCCAGCAGUUGCUUGCUGCUGAGCAAGAAGCUCAACACAUUGUCAAUGCUGCAAGGACCGCAAAAAUGGCAAGACUGAAGCAAGCCAAGGACGAGGCUGAAAAAGAGAUUGCUGAAUACAAGGCUAAAACAGAGCAAGACUUCCAGAGGAAACUUGAGGAGACUAGUGGAGACUCUGGUGCGAAUGUGAAGAGGCUGGAGCAAGAGACUGAUGCCAAAAUCGAGCAAUUGAAAAACGAAGCAUCAAGGAUAUCCAAAGAUGUUGUGGAAAUGCUUCUGAAACACGUUACUACAGUGAAGAACUGAGAUUUAUAUAAACCAAGUAUAAACAGUGGUUUGUGUAAGAUGGUGAAAAAGUGGGAGUCAUUUUUGAGUAUCUGCUCUCUCUCUCUCUCUCCCCUUCUCUUGUGGUGUUUCAGAGACUCAUCUGAUAUGAUUAUCGCUAUUUAUUCUCUCUGCUUGUUGUAAUAUUCUCUGUGUACUCUUUUUGUAUUCAUAUCUCUGUAAUAAGUUGAGAGCAGAGGAACUCAUUGGAUUAUU